GUUGUGCCUUAUUGUAGGUGCAUGUCCAAGGUUUUUGUUAACUGUAACAUAAAACUGUAAAACGUUAGCUGGGGAAACUGCUUUCCUCCCACUGGCCUGCUGCUCCAAUCAGAGAGCAGCCCUGCAUCUCCCUCAUUUCUGACAACUAUUUAGCAACUGAGCUCAGCUAAAGUUUCCAAAAAAGUUAGAAUAACUUCCUCUCUCCAAGACCUCAAUUUUUUUGCACAGCCCGGUCCUUGAAAUAAGAUCCCUUCAAGAGACCUGGAAAACGUUUGCUCAGCAAAACCCUUUCUGUUUUUCCAAAGGCUGUGUCUCUGGAAUUUUAAAACACAGAGAGAGAGAGACACCCACCAUUUAAGGAGGGGGGAGAAUUCUUUUUUUCCCCUCCCACCCCUCCUUAGAGAAAGAAUGGAAGAAAGUUCUAGUUCUCCUGUUUCUCCUGUGGAUAGCUUGGGGACUAGCGAAGAGGAGCUGGAGAGGCAGCCAAAGAGAUUUGGGAGGAAGAGGAGAAACAGUAAGAAGUCCAGCGAAGAUGGAAGCCCAACGCCAGGCAAAAGAGGAAAGAAGUCCAGCCCGGGUGCCCAGUCUUACGAGGAGCUCCAAAGCCAACGGAUUCUUGCUAAUGUCCGAGAGAGGCAGAGGACUCAGUCUCUCAAUGAAGCUUUUGCUGCCUUAAGGAAAAUCAUCCCUACACUGCCUUCUGACAAACUCAGUAAAAUCCAGACUCUCAAGCUGGCUUCCAGGUACAUAGACUUCCUUUACCAGGUGCUCCAGAGCGAUGAGAUGGACAAUAAGAUGACCAGCUGCAGCUAUGUGGCUCACGAGAGGCUCAGUUAUGCCUUUUCGGUGUGGCGGAUGGAAGGAGCUUGGUCAAUGUCUGCCUCACACUAGUCAGCGGCAUCAGGGUAAAACCAGCGCGACUAUCAACAUGACUGUCCAGUUUUGGAGGCUGGAGUGGAGCUGAAAUGUAUCCAUGUUUGUCGCUUGUGAAACCUUAAUAACCUCAAGAGAACUGGUCUAAAGGAACCACUUGACUUCCCUCACCUUGAACUCGUGCAGAGCAUUUGGAGAGAACAGUAACACAGAGUCGAAGCUAACAGGCUUGAUACGUUGCAACAUCUCUCCCCAAGAGACUGGACUGAUGCACAAAGAGAUUAUUCAUGUUUGUGUUUAUUUUCUGGAGCUCACUUUCUCUUCCUCUGUGUAUGUAAGUCUGUGUGUGUGAGAGGGAGUGUGUACAUGCACGCAUGUGUGUGUUUGACUUUGAAAAAGAAAUCAGGAACACAUUAUUGAGAAAUCCAUGCUUUGGGUUUCAUUUUAUCUUUGUGGUUUUUUAUGUAUAGUUUAAUUAAACUCAUGUUGUUUAUAGUAAUGUAAAAAACUGGACCAAGGCUUUUCAGAAAAACAAAAUUUCCAAAUUCUGCACAUUUUUUUUCUGCCAAGGAAGCCUGGAAUAUAGAUUCUUCUCUUUACAUCCCUAGCACCAUUUUCAUACUGAUUUGCUUCCGCUAGUUUUUUCUCUUUUCCAAAAUGACUCCUGCAGAUGUAUAGGUUUAUGAUUUGUUUUAUUUAUUAAUAUGUUUUUAAACCAAAGACUGCAACAGUUUGGAUGUACACUGCUUUUCUAGCUCAUAAUUUUUUUAAAAAAAAAAAAAGUGAUACAGACAUUUGAUUUAUUUGUGGAUUGCCAUACAUUAAAAGUGGUAAAUAUCACACACCAUUUUAUAAAGAUUCAAGACGCUUCGUAUCAUUAAA
Sceloporus undulatus (fence lizard) is the source of this 1755-nucleotide messenger RNA. It is a transcript of the gene TWIST2, whose product is annotated as twist family bHLH transcription factor 2. The coding region runs from base 409 to 891 and encodes 160 amino acids. The record is from RefSeq and is a predicted model, not a curated record. Gene Ontology annotation, molecular function: protein dimerization activity; RNA polymerase II transcription regulatory region sequence-specific DNA binding; DNA-binding transcription factor activity, RNA polymerase II-specific. Lineage: Eukaryota; Metazoa; Chordata; Lepidosauria; Squamata; Phrynosomatidae. The transcript has 2 exons. Gene Ontology annotation, biological process: regulation of transcription by RNA polymerase II; developmental process.